UGUUCUGUGGACUCCAAUCCAACCUCUCAAUUUAAGUGGUUUCACAAUGGUGCCUCUCUUCUACUAAACAGCCAACAAAUUACCAUCAGUAAUAUUUCUACGAACCACACCGGAAAUUACACUUGUCAGGCAAAUAACAAUGUAACACUAAGGUACAAUGAAGCGACCAUGGAAAUCCAAGUUAUAGAACAAAUUUCCAGUGUCAGAGUUCUGGCCAAUGCUUCGAACCCAGUGGAAGGUACUGAGAGUGUGUCCGUGACUUGUGACGCCUCUGGCCUCAUUCACUCCCGAGUGUGGUUCAAAGAUAAACAAGCUCUCGAGAGCAACGAGCGGAUUCUCAUGUCUCCCAACAACGAUACCUUGACUAUAAAGCUGGUGAACAGAAGGGACACUGGGGAUUACUGCUGUUUGGUUCAAAAUCCUGUCAGCAAUGCGACAGCUACAUUCAACAUAGAGGUUGUCUAUGGACCAGACGACUCCAGCAUUAUCCCUCCCGGACCAGUGACUGCGUUCUUGGGACAAACUAUUAUCCUGUAUUGCUCUGCGACAUCCAGCCCUGCAGCAGAGUAUAAAUGGUACAGAGGGAAUACUGUGCUACAGGCAGGACCCGCACACACCAUUGCUAACAUUACCUGGAACCAGAGUGGGAAUUACACAUGUCUGGCUCACAACAAAGUGACUGACAACUUCAUCUACACCAGUGUGGACUUCAUUGUGACAGAUUCUGUUGGUGCUCAGGAUCAGAGCGCCACCAUCGCAGCCAUCACUCUCGGGGUUAUAUUGUUUGUGAUCAUCAUUCUCCUGAUUGCUGUUGUCGUCUACAGACAGUGUGGGCAUUCUGCUGGAGAUCCCGGAAUCUCUUCAACACGCAAUGAGGCACGAACAAUCUACCAGAAUGAGUCCUUCCAUAUGGGGAACCAGGAUAAUGAGGUCCCAGAUCGUCCAUAUGAGAGAAUAGGACCACAAUCUUCAGAGGACAGCAACCUGACAGUUGCUGCUCCCAAAGUGUAUAAGAACAUCAACAAUGUGCAAAGAGCAAAGAACAAAAGAUUACCACCAGAACCUGAUGCUGACGCCAGUACGUCAGGAGGACAAGAUCAUGAGGGAGAAGAUGCUAUACGUCAAUGAAUAUUCAUCGUAGGAACACAGGAGGCCAUUCAGCCCCUCAAGCCUG
Messenger RNA from Callorhinchus milii (elephant shark), 1174 nucleotides. Its product is annotated as carcinoembryonic antigen-related cell adhesion molecule 6. Bases 169 to 1128 code for a protein of 319 amino acids. The transcript is spliced from 10 exons. The record is from RefSeq and is a predicted model, not a curated record. Lineage: Eukaryota; Metazoa; Chordata; Chondrichthyes; Chimaeriformes; Callorhinchidae.